AUGGCGAAAGAUACGGAGAGAAAGAGGAAGUUGGAGGAGCAGACGGAGCACACACCGAAGAGGUUGAAGCAAUCGCAGGCGGACUCGGCGAAGAAGACGAAUAGUAGAGGCAAUGCAAGUCCGCAGGUUCAGGUACCGAGACAUGAUGGUUCAAAGAAAGUCACAAAAGGCUCUACAUCUUCGAAGAAAGGAGCGCCCGCCGAUGCGCAUGAUUCUCCUGGCCCAAAUGCUGCUGUCAAGCAAGCAACCCCAAAUUCGAGAAAGAGCGACAUGGGUGUAGCAGAGCAAGAGAGUGACCCAUCCUCCAACGCGGCUCCCGUGGAGAACCGAAAUGUCAAAGUGGUGGAAAGAAAGAACAAGAAAGAAAGGAGGAGAGAAUCGGUGCAGGCGAGCGAGGACAUUUCAAUCGUGUCAAACGCAGACGAGGAUACAUCUAUGGUCGAUUCUGUAACGCCAAAAGCCAAUGCGAAGUUGUCGAAGAAAGUAGAGGAAGGCGUUGAAGCAGAUGCAGGCGCAUCGACGAGAUUCAGAUCGAAAGAAGACAAGAAGCAACGAUUACGCGACAAGAAGGCUAGGCGGAAGGCAGAGCGAGAGGUUAAGGCCGGUAUCAAAGAGGAUGAGCAGCUGUCUGCACCCAAUGAACAUGGCUGGUGGCUCUCUCCGCCCUCGGCAGGACGCUAUAUCAGCCACGAUCCCAUUUUCGUUACAGACGAGAAUGGUGACGAGUGUUUGAUUGCAGCAACCAUCCGAGAAGUGCAACUCCUGCAUCUUGACAACUCAUUGGUCUCGCGUACACACAUCGUCCCUGACGGCAGAGCUGUGCAAUGCUUCUCGCUGAGCGCCAAGUACGCUGACCAUGUGGAUAUUGCCUACGACAAUGGAGCGAAGAUUCAAUGGAACUGGACUACUGGCGUAACCUCUGACUCAACGUACCCCGGACAAGAGGCUGUCAUAGCCAGCACUACAGCACAGGUCUUAGAUGGCGUACCCGAAUCAUUUUAUAUCAGCCAUGCACAGGGCAGCUACAACAUCAAUGGUGGACGGAAGCUGCUUUAUUCCACAUAUCGCCCGAUUCGAAGUAUCCAGGUGACGCAGAACGCAUCCUUCAUCAUCUGCUUUGGCACCACCGCCCUCAUUCUUGGCAGGAGGAAGGAGCAGACAGACACAUACGUCUGGCUGGAGAUGCCAAUGACGGUUCCGCCUCAGUGUGUGGAUGCUAAAGCAAUUCUCACAACGUCAAAGAAGAAUAAAGUGCAGCCAGCGGAAUUGGUGUUUGCAGUCGGCAAUGCAGAUGGCAAGAUUCACGUCUACUCAGACCUUGCCUCUCUCUUCGGCAAGCCUCACACUGCGGCAUUGCCUGCGCCUCGAAUCCUGCAUUGGCAUCGGGAGGCAGUAUCCACAGUCAAAUUUUCGCGAGAUGGCAACUACCUCAUAUCAGGUGGCAAAGAGUCCGUCAUGGUGAUCUGGCAACUCGAAACAGGUCACAAGCAGUUCGUGCCCCAUCUUACUGCCGAGGUCGAGCGAAUUGUUGUUUCGCCGGAUGGUACUCGCUACGCCGUGCAGAUGGGUGACAACUCCAUCAUGGUCUUGAGCACCACCGAGCUGAAACCUGUGGCCAACUUUGCGGGCCUGCAGCUUCCGGUUCAGACCGAAACUGGCCUGGUAGAUGGCGUUCAGAUGCCAGUCACAGCUGCUGUUCUUCACCCUAGCGAUCCCACUCAGCUGCUCUUGACUGUGCCAUCAACCCAGCCAAAGAACGCACGAGAUAUAAGUACGCGACCUUUCCUGCAAACCUUUGAUGUACGCGAUUCUCGCCACAUCAGCCGACAAGCCCUGUCGCGAAACAACGUGACUGAUUUCAACCUUGGACCUGAAGGUACGCCAAUCAUGCCUCCAGAUGUAUCGCACCUCGCUGUAAGCGCCGAUGGCCAAUGGCUUGCAACCAUCGACGAGUGGAUUAUCCCCGGAAGCGACCUAGAGCAUGCUGUGGCGAAGACUACUGCACUUGGACCCCAUGAUAUCAUGGAGCUGAAGGAGCAACAGGCGAAGAGGCGCGAAGUCUAUCUCAAGUUCUGGAAAUGGAACGCCAAUCAAGAAAUGUGGACGUUGAGUACAAGAGUCGACGGGCCACAUGACCGUGCGGCGAAUGCUGAUCUUGGCGCGGGUGCUGGGAGCGUCCUGCAAUUGAAGUCCGACCCGGUCUCAAAUAGCUUCGCGACUGUCGGCCAAGAUGGCGCUGUCAAGUUAUGGAAACCCCGAAUCAGAAUGAGGCAUGGCGUGCCUGUAAAGGAAGAGGAUGGAUCUGACUUUGUCGAAUGGGCCUGCAAAAAGACCGUUGCACUGCCAGUCACUGCAGAGGUUGAUGAUGACCCGGCCGAUUCUGCAGUCGAAAUGUCAGAUGGACCAGAGGACGCGCCAAAGACCUUGGCGACUGUCGUCACGUCCUUCCCCUCGAGAACACUUUCAGUCGUGGAUGCUGGCUUAGCCUUUUCUCCCGAUGGCUCCACGAUCGCCUGCAGCACAAGAACUACCGACGAGCCAAUGCACCCUCUCGUCCACUUUCUCGACGCAACGACUGGCGCCAUCACUGCCACAAAGUCCGGCAUCGUGCCUUCAGACCAAGAAGUGAAAGACCUGGGCUUCCUCGACCGCUACCUCAUCGUCCUAAACUACAGUUCCAUCCGUGUCUGGAACCUAGUCGACGAUAGCCAACACUAUACAAUCGCCCUGCAAGGCCACGCUGAAGAUCAACAAGAAGCCAAGCUAGCCAUCAACCAAACAGACGGCACCUUCGCCGUCGUCUCAUCGAUUUUAAAUGAAGAAGACAACUCCGAAAUACUCCCACAAAUCGCCGUGUAUCGUCCCAAACACACCGAUGCCCUUUUCGAAGCAGCUCUCGAAUGCGUGCCUAGCGCUCUUCUAGCCGGGAACAAUGUCAGAGGUUACACCAUCCUCUUCGAAGACGGCACGAUUCGAUCACUUAGCAGUGCUGUACCUACCACUCGUCGUUUAUCCCUUGCACUCGACGCAGCAGAGGAAAACGCCAUCGAAGAAGGCGAUACCACGGCUACAACAUCCGCACUAUCCCUUCUCCAAGAAGACACAAACGCAGAAGAAAUUCAAUCUGCCACCGCACAACUCACACUCGGAGGUGAACCUGAAGACGACAGAAGUGUCGUACGACCAGAGCAAUUAUCGAGCAUUUUCGAUGUCGGAGGAAUCCCCCCUGUGCGGGAUAUCUUUCAUGCUGUUGUUGGACUUUAUGCUAGGAAGCCUCGAAAAUUGGCAAUGGAGAUGGAGUUGGCUUAG
Messenger RNA from Pseudocercospora fijiensis CIRAD86, 3309 nucleotides. RefSeq lists its product as uncharacterized. Gene Ontology annotation, molecular function: RNA binding; protein binding. Bases 1 to 3309 code for a protein of 1102 amino acids. Gene Ontology annotation, biological process: positive regulation of rRNA processing; positive regulation of transcription by RNA polymerase I. Gene Ontology annotation, cellular component: nucleolus. The record is from RefSeq and is a predicted model, not a curated record. Lineage: Eukaryota; Fungi; Ascomycota; Dothideomycetes; Mycosphaerellales; Mycosphaerellaceae. The transcript has a single exon.